Molecule: messenger RNA, 2088 nt
Organism: Jaculus jaculus (lesser Egyptian jerboa)
Lineage: Eukaryota; Metazoa; Chordata; Mammalia; Rodentia; Dipodidae
Gene: Slc35b3
Product: solute carrier family 35 member B3
Exons: 10
Coding region: 517-1626 (369 amino acids)
Biological process (GO): transmembrane transport
Cellular component (GO): Golgi membrane; endoplasmic reticulum membrane
Molecular function (GO): 3'-phosphoadenosine 5'-phosphosulfate transmembrane transporter activity
Source: RefSeq, a predicted model, not a curated record
GUGCGGGUUGGUGGGUCACCAUCACAGGUGACGAGCCCGCUCGGCGGUGCCCGCGAGCCCGGCGCGCUUGUCCCCGGAGCCUGCGCCGGGGACCUCCGCCCUCAGCCAAGGAUCCUGCUGGCACGGUGUCCAGGAAGCGGCCUCGUCCCGUCCGCGGCCCCUCUGGGAUGACACCACCACCAGGGCUCUUUUAGGCCGUUUUCCGGGCUCUUGGAGAACUCAAGUCUCCAGGUUCCGCAGGACUACAUUUGCAGUUAAGAGCCACUUCCGGGUCUGCGUUCAUCCGGGCACCGCUGGGCACCCUCACACCUGGCGCUUUGCCGUGAGACUUGAUCUUGUCUGGCCGGAAGUUCCCCACGCUUUGCAACAAAACUCUACCUCUCGUCUUUUUUUUUUUCCUCUUCAAAGGAUCCAUGAAAGUAGAGACUUGACACAGCAGACAAAAGAAAGACUGAACCCCAAAGAGGAAACCGGCAAGAUCACUUUACAAUCCCUGAAUGUGGCAAUAUAUGCACAAUGGAUCUCAAGUUCAACAGCUCCAGGAAAUUCGUCUCCAUUACUGUGCCAUCCAAAACCCAAACAAUGUCUCCACACAUCAAGUCAAUCGAUGACAUUGUUGUUCUUGGCAUAAAUCUCAGCAAAUUUAGCAAACUUGCUCAAUUUUUCAUUUGUGUUGCUGGAGUUUUUAUAUUUUAUCUAAUUUAUGGAUAUUUGCAGGAACUGAUCUUCUCAGUGGAGGGUUUCAAGCCAUACGGCUGGUACCUCACCUUGGUGCAAUUCGCACUCUACUCCAUGUUUGGCCUCAUAGAGCUUCAGCUCACUCAGGACAAAAAGAGGAGAAUACCAGGAAAAACCUACAUGAUAAUAGCUUUUCUAACUGUGGGUACUAUGGGGUUAUCAAACACUUCCUUGGGCUACCUGAAUUAUCCCACCCAAGUCAUCUUCAAGUGCUGCAAACUGAUUCCUGUUAUGCUAGGAGGAGUUUUUAUCCAAGGAAAGCGAUACAAUGUUGCAGAUGUGUCUGCUGCUGUGUGUAUGAGCCUUGGCCUGAUCUGGUUUACACUGGCUGACAGCACAGUUGCACCAAACUUCAAUCUGACAGGUGUGAUGCUCAUUUCCCUGGCCCUGUGUGCAGAUGCUGUCAUCGGAAAUGUUCAAGAGAAAGCGAUGAAAUUGCAUAAUGCUUCUAACUCUGAAAUGGUCUUGUAUUCCUAUUCAAUUGGGUUUGUGUACAUCUUGUUGGGACUGAUGUGCACUAGUGGACUGGGCCCUGCCAUGGCGUUUUGCUCAGAGAAUCCAGUCCGGACAUACGGUUACGCGUUCCUGUUCUCCCUCACCGGAUACUUUGGGAUCUCCUUUGUCCUGGCUUUGAUUAAAAUUUUUGGUGCCCUUCUUGCCGUGACAGUGACAACAGGAAGAAAAGCCAUGACCAUUGUGCUCUCGUUUAUAUUCUUUGCUAAGCCAUUCACAUGUCAGUAUGUAUGGUCUGGUUUGUUAGUGGUUCUGGGAAUAUUUCUUAAUGUUUACAGUAAAAACAUGGAUAAAGUCAGACUACCUUCAUUAUAUGACCUUCUGAACAAAUCUGUGGAAGGAAAAAGGUCAAGGACAUUAGCACAAACUGUAUAGGCACUGAUUAUCCUAUUUAAAAUGGAAUUUUAAGGGAACAGUCAUCAAUGAAUUAAAUUCCUCUCUGAAAGGAACGUAAUAAAAGCAUCAGAUCUGAAGAAGUGCUGCUGGGUGUGGUGGUUCCGUGGGACGUGGUUCCCGGGUGCCGGUCUUUCUUCAGAGCCUCGCUUCCUUCUGAGACAGUCAAGACCCUCAGCCUGGACACCUGGCAGUGAAUUGUCAGUGUAAGGACUGCGCUUGCUAGCAGUGUCCAGAAUCUCACUGGCAGUGGGCCCUGUGACAAGACUGAUUGCACAUCCUUGUGAUAUAUCAGACGCUGUGUGGAGGCAGCACUUUGUUCUGUCUUCAUUCUGUUUAAUGGUGUUAUUUAAGUUGAUUCUCUGUUAUAAGAGUAAACUGAUGAUUUAACGUUUAGAGAGAAUAACAUUCAUUAUAAAUAAAGCCAUGCUGUAAUUUUUUUAA